CAAACCUGUGAGCACGUGGGCCCCACAGGGUGACGACGUAGUACACCCAUUACCAAAAUCAUCGCCUCCUGUUCGUCGAGUCUCUCCCGAGUCCUGCCCUGCCCGUCUCUUCUCUCCCACCCCGCCCCCACCCCACCCCCCACCCUGUGUGCAAGGAAGGCCCAAUAUUUGAGUACAUACUCGUUUGAAGGACAGUGGUGCUGGUUCUUGCCAUCUCGGUGGUGCUCCAUUUGCUAAGACUUUAUGGGUGACGGCAGAGCAAUGGCCCGCGCUGGAUCAUUGGUUUCAAAGCUUGAGUCGAAGAUAUGCUAUCACAGGGAUGCAACCCUCGAGUACAUGGAAACAAAGGCUGUGGUUAAUGAAGUUAUAGAAGAAAAGGAGAAGCUCCAGCAUGAUUAUUAUGCACUGAAAGACAAACUUGAGGAGGCAAACAAAAUGAUUGUGGAAGUAAACAAGGAGCUUGCAGCAGGAAACGAGGAGACCUCUGCAAAUAAAAAAGAGCUGGAGCUUUUAAAGAAGAAGCUUCAAGACUGGGAAGCUAAGAAAAAUCAACCUGAGCUAUGUGCUUCUGAGCUUGUCCAAGUUAGUCAGGUGCAGACAAGACCAGUGAGGCAACUGGAAGUGCCAUCUGAAGGACCUCCGGGAAAUGAUGCCGACAUGGUGGAAGGGAGUCAUGCGCGCAUGCUGGUAAACAACCUCAUUGUUGGCCAAGCCUCAGUUGUUCCACCAAGCAGAGAUGAUGUCAUGGUGGCCCUGCGUGAACAUCUGAUCAAGAAAUUCCUUGAAAUCGAUAAAUACGGCGGGCGGAUGAUCGGGAUAAAGGAAAUGGGCAAACUGAAUGUGAAGGCAUUCGAGAUUGCUUGCGCUGAGAAGAUACGUACCACAAAAGUCGCUGAUGCAUCAAGUAAGCUAUACUCACUGUGGCAGAAGCGGAUCACUGACGUGAGCUGGAAUCCCUUCAACACGAUCACGGUUGAGGGCAAUCAUCAGGAGGUUCUCAAUGUCAAUGAUGAUAAGCUGCAAGAACUGAAGAAGGAAUGGGGAGAAGGCCCCCACAAAGCUGUCGUCGAUGCGCUGAUGGAGAUGAAAGAGUACAACUGCCUAGGCGACAGGAGCAUCGUCUAUGAGCUAUGGAACUACAAUGAGGGCAGGAAAGCCACCCUAAUGGAGUGUACGGAGUACAUGGGUGAUCGUGUGCAAGAACUCACAGUGGUCAAGCGCAGGAAGACUCGCAGGUAGAUUUGAUGGCACCUGUAGGAUGCACCAGCAAGGAAAGAGGUUGCCAUAUCCCCUUGGUGGUUAAAGUAGUACUCCGUAGUAAAAACUGUUAUGAGCGUGUGCUUUGAAUAAUUAAUUAAUCUGACUGUACCAAUUAGAGAGGGGGGACGGGGGGACUAUGAGAGCAAGCCCUUCUCACGUUGUUGGACCAAUUUCGAUGUUGUCGGAUCAAGCUGUAGCUUAUGACUAUCUGCAGUUUGUACUGUUCUACCUUGUACUUACUCUAUCUACCAUCUACUACUAGUAACAAAUUAGCUGCUACUCUGAUAUUUGUCAUUCAGGUAUGGAAAAGAGAGCAAGUUAAGUGUGCUA
Messenger RNA from Hordeum vulgare subsp. vulgare (domesticated barley), 1590 nucleotides. Its product is annotated as protein INVOLVED IN DE NOVO 2-like. Lineage: Eukaryota; Viridiplantae; Streptophyta; Magnoliopsida; Poales; Poaceae. The record is from RefSeq and is a predicted model, not a curated record. Gene Ontology annotation, biological process: gene silencing by siRNA-directed DNA methylation. The transcript is spliced from 8 exons. The coding region runs from base 244 to 1239 and encodes 331 amino acids.